AUGUCCAAGAGGAACUUUCAACGUUAUUUAGAAGCUGAAAAUAAAUCAGCCAAUACAACUUGUAUAAAGAAUCCAGUAUUACCAAAUGAAGUGAGCAUCAAUAAGUGUUUCGACAAUUUACCUGCUCCGUCAUCAUUAAUUCGUGAAUCACAAAAGCAUUGGUACAAUUUGUUUGAAAAAUUAAUUGAUUUAAUAAAUUUCUUAGCCUCACAUAAUCUGUCAUUUAGAGGUCAUCGAGAAUCAAUUAAGUUAGAUGAUAGCAAUAACUCUGGAAACUUCAUUGAUUUAUUAAAAUUAUUGUCCAAACAUGAUCAUUCAUUACAGCACCAUUUUCAACUAAUUAAUGAAAAACAACUGGCACAACAUUAUUUGAGUCAUGAUAUCCAAAAUGAAUUAAUUAAACUUAUGUCUAAAAAAGUAAUUGAAGAGAUUAUUAGUAAAGUAAAAUUAGUGAAAUAUUAUGCCUUCAUGCUCGACUGCACUAGAGACAUAAGUCGCGUUGAACAGAUGUCCAUUAUUUUAAGAUUUUGUAAUACGUCAACCGAUGAUAUAGAAGAACAUUUUAUUGGGUUUAUUGCUGUUGAUUCCACAACAGGGGAAUAUUUAACAAACAUUAUUCUACAUGAGCUAAAAAGUAAUGGUUUAGAUCAGAGGUUCCCAACCCGUGGUACGCGUACCACUAGUGGUACGUGGAAAGCUCGUAGGUGUUUUAGAAUUGAAGUGGUACGCGUAUUGAUUGAAAAAGUGUCUGGUGGUACUCGAUGA
Molecule: messenger RNA, 765 nt
Organism: Aphis gossypii (cotton aphid)
Lineage: Eukaryota; Metazoa; Arthropoda; Insecta; Hemiptera; Aphididae
Exons: 3
Coding region: 1-765 (254 amino acids)
Source: RefSeq, a predicted model, not a curated record